Messenger RNA from Pogona vitticeps (central bearded dragon), 3322 nucleotides. The record is from RefSeq and is a predicted model, not a curated record. NCBI's taxonomy places the organism in Eukaryota, Metazoa, Chordata, Lepidosauria, Squamata, Agamidae.
GGACUACAGUUCUCAUGAUUCUUCACCACUGACUGCUGGCUGGGGCUACAGAGAGAGGCAAUCCAACAUUAAUUUCUCUGUGUCUUACUUGCUUUAGGAAAUAUUUCAAGUAUUAUAGCCCAAAGGGCCAAUGUAGGAUUGAAUCCAAAUCAACAAUGUGGCCUCCAGUGCUUAAUAGUAAAAUGUUGGAGCACCUGCUCCUAAUUUAAGGACAGGAGAGACCGGGCUGUUUCUUUGUAAAGGAGAUGCAUUGCCUUUUUAAAACAAAAUUCUCUUUUCCUUAGUCUGCUUGGUGUCAGUUACUGUACAAGGAAUGGUGUACAAGGGAGUGUGUUGAACGUGGAGUGUUUUGCUUGCUUGGAAGCAUGGAGGUGAUCAAAAAACAGCUCUGCAGAAUCUUGCUGGUGUUUUCUUUGCUCCAGUCUGGAACAGGGAGGACAAGACAAGCACUAGCGUCCCCAGGUUUUAUACAGACUGCUUGUUUCUCCAACAUGUUUUGGAUGAAGCUGGAUGAGUCCUUUCUCAAGAACAAGUUCUGUAGGAUAGAAAUAAUCAAUCCUUCUGGCAUUCCUGUAUUGGUUGACAAAGAGCUGGGGCCUCGCUGUGGCUACGUUCUGUCCAAAGAUGUGUGGGGAAACACUGUCUUCCGGGCAUCUCUUCUUGGCUGUCAUGUUACAAAUGAGAGGGAUGAAAUAUUCUCUCUUACCAUCAAUGUCAAAGUGUCAACCUUUGAGGACAUGAGAGCACCUGAAGUCUAUUCCUAUCCCAUGCGUUGCGCCUACUACCCAUGGGCUCCACGGGAGAUCGUGUGUGAAGAGAAUUACAUGGAGGUGUCAGUGAAGACCGACAUUCCUGUGAUUUCAGAUGAUGAGACUGCACCGUGGAUGUCAGCACUUCCAGAGAUGCAAAAGGUUGCAUACCAGGUAUGGCAGCUGGUAUUCCAUUCUCCUUCAGGGAGAAAGACUACGGUGGUGAGUGAUGCUGGCAAACUAGGCUAUAGUUUCAACAACACACUGUCAAGAGUCUUCCUCCGCUCUCCAUAUGGCACAAAUGAAUCUGAAUAUUCUUUGGUUCAUGGGGUCACCAUGAGCACGGUCAGCUCCACUUCCAUGUACAAGCAAAGAUGGCUGCUCCUGUUGAUUGAUACCACCGUGUCAUGCCCUGUUGAUGGUACCAGCUUCACAGAUGCUGACAUAAUAUGGAUGGUGCCAACUAUGAUCCCUAGACUGGUCCUUCAGCAACCCACCUUCACUUCUCUUAAUAUAUCAAUGGGAGUUGGUGAGAAAAGAAUUGAGGACCCUGAAAAACUCAACUACGCCCUGGAACGGAACCUCACACACAUUGUGAUAACCAUCCCAAUCGGAGCAGAUGAUGGCAGAUUUGAGAGCACUGUCUCCAAUGGUGUCCAUGGGAUAACCUACAGUAUUAAUGUGUUUUUGGAGCAUACCUGGUCAGAUACAGACUGGAAGCUGACCAAAUACACUGUGAUUAAGCCGAUCACUACACCCUUCAUGCCUCGAAUACCAACAGUAGUCAAUGACACUGAUCCACAAACGCGGCUAUUUAAUGUCACAUUGGGAGUCUUUCUUCCUGAUGUCACUCUAGUUGCAGUUACAAUAGGAGACAUGCCUGUAUCUCUCAAGGAAGCAGAGCAAAAAGGCUACAAGAUCACUGAUACACCCACCUCCAGUGGGAAAAAAAGUUUCAGGCUAGAAGUACCUUUCGAUGAUCCCAAUGUCCUAAGAGAGUACGUGAACAAAAAUGAAACUAAAUAUUACCUGCGCUUGAACUACACUCUGAAUGUGGGCCCAAAGGGGAAAGUGUACCAUCAUCCUGCAGACAUAGAGUGCAUAGUUGCAGAUGUUGUGCUACCAGAAGCCAUUGGAUAUUGUGACAAAAAGAGCAUGUAUUUAGCUAUUUCUAUGAAAGACAUGGGUCAACUCUGGCGUCUGUAUGUAGGCAAUAAGCCACUCGAUCCAGGUACUGCCCUUGCAAAUGGGUAUCUUCUCACUGCCAAUGCCACUCAUCAAGUAUUGCAAGUUCCCCUUUUUGCUGUUGGGAUUAUCUAUGAGGAAGUAUCAUUGGAGAGAAUCCAAGCAAGGUUUGAUCUUGCCCUGAAAAAAGCCCGCACUAUGGAGACCCUGGAGACCUUCUCUGUCAGAUGCCAUUUUCUCUCUCAUGAAUUUGUGGUGUGCUACCCUAAUGGAACAGUAAGCGUAUCUGCUGUCAUGAAGACACUUCCGGUCAUUGACAUGGGCAAAACAAGACUGAAAGACCAGGCCUGUAAGCCAAGGGAGUUUACCAAGGAACAAGCCUUCUUCCAGUUUCAUGUUUCUGCUUGUGGGACUUCACUGAGGUUUGAAGGUGAACAUCUUGUUUAUGAAAAUGAAAUAUCUUUUGAAAAAGAGAGUCUUCCCGUACAAGGACCACCAGUUAUCACAAGAGAUCCAGAAUACAGACUGACCAUCUUGUGCUAUUAUCCAAUCAAGGAGACACUCAUCCAAAGCGCCAUGUUCUAUGGCUUCUCCUCACCUCCAACAGCUUCUACUUAUGGCUAUGGCAAAAUGAUAAUUAGGUCAAACGUGGCAGGUCUCAGAAGAGCAAGACAAACUCUGAAUAUCAUCUCAAAUAUGUUCAAAGACGAAUCUUUUGCAGCAGCCUAUGGGACACAUUCAGUAGCUGUUACGUACUUGUGGAGACCAGUAUUUCUUGAAGUUGAAUUGAAAGAUGGAUCUCCUGAUGUUGAGCUGUACCUGGAUAACUGCUGGAUGACAGAGACUGAAGGAUUCAGCAGCCUUCCUCGGUGGAACCUCAUUACAGAUGGAUGUGAAAACUCAAGUGACGGAACUGUGACCUUCUACCCAGUAAUUAAAAAUGACCGGGUGAAAUACCCCAAUCACUUCAAAAGACUGGUUAUACAGAUGCCAACUCUUCCUCUGAGAAAGGUGUAUCUUCAUUGCACAGCAACCGUCAGCACUUGCCUACGUGUGCCCGGCAAUGGCUUUCGCCACAAACAGUGUCCUUCUGAAAGACCGCUUGAUCAACAUUCUGUCGUUCAUCCUGCUUGCCAGGGUUACGCAGUAACUGGACCAAUCUUCGUCCUUCAUUCUGCAAAAAGUGAGCAGCAAUGAGAGCUGGUAUAACUUUAUAUUCUAAUUGCCACGGGUGGCCUCCAGAUGCAGUGUUAUUACCGGGGACGAGUUAAAAGGUCCAUAUCACACUUGCUUCUUAUUUUGUCAAAUAAGAUCAUAAAUAAAAAGCAGGAGGUGCAGUCUGUGAGUGGGCCCUAAGUCCAAUGUAGAAUUAAACAUGAGAGAAAUUU